Uranotaenia lowii is the source of this 693-nucleotide messenger RNA. RefSeq lists its product as uncharacterized. NCBI's taxonomy places the organism in Eukaryota, Metazoa, Arthropoda, Insecta, Diptera, Culicidae. Bases 94 to 528 code for a protein of 144 amino acids. The transcript has 3 exons. The record is from RefSeq and is a predicted model, not a curated record. Gene Ontology annotation, molecular function: sequence-specific DNA binding.
CAAACAGCACGGUUCAAAUUUUGCUUUUCAUCUGCCGCUCUAACUUUUUUAAACAACUUUUUUUUUAUAAAUGCAAAGUAUUAUAUUCAAACAAUGAUAAAAACAAGGCGUGAGAAAUUUUCCAUGGAAGACGUGGAAAAGGACCCACUGGCAUUGCCGUUGCCAAAGAGUGCCUGCAGGACACAGUGCAUUGUGCACACCUGCAGACAACGGUUGGUCGAAGGCAUAUCGCUGCAUACUUUUCCCAAAAAAGAGGACAAAAAGAGAUACGAGACCUGGCUGAGGGUGCUUAAAUUAUCUUAUGAACCGAGCAAAUCGACCAGAGUUUGCAGCAACCACUUCAGCAUACCCAACUUCAUACCUCCAGAUGUACACAGGACGACUUCAAGAAUGAUCCUCCGGCCGAAUGCCAUACCAGAUAUGAACUUGCCACAAGCCCGAGAAAAACCUAAGGUGACCAAAAAGCCCGUCGCAAAAAAAGCUAACACUUCCCAAAAGUCCCGAAAACCGGCAAAAAAACGAAGUUAGCAUUUUGCUGCCUUGCUUCUAAGAAGGUAAGUUUUAAAAAAUCUUUCUUCUGAUGUUGAAUGAAUCGGUCCACACAGAUAUGAGGAAGUUGAAAUUUAAUAAUUCAUCUUUAAUAUAAUUUGUUCCAUGGGAUGAGAUGUUAAUACAAAUGAACGAAAAAUGAGA